Molecule: messenger RNA, 846 nt
Organism: Fulvia fulva
Lineage: Eukaryota; Fungi; Ascomycota; Dothideomycetes; Mycosphaerellales; Mycosphaerellaceae
Exons: 3
Coding region: 1-846 (281 amino acids)
Cellular component (GO): membrane
Source: RefSeq, a predicted model, not a curated record
AUGGCUACCCGGGUUGCUCGUUCCAUCCAAAACUCCUACACUUCAUCAACGACCGAUGGAUAUGUUGAAGGCCUCUGCAGAUCGUGGGCGCUGCCAUCACUGGUGCUGGCCAGUAUACGAGCCCUCUUCAGUAUCUACGCCUUCGUAGUGCUCUUCUACCAGAUAGCAUACCGUCUUGGCAAUGGACAAGACGAGCAGGUCCAGCAGUCUUUCAGCUACUUCACGGUCCUCGGAUACUGGGGCCUGGCAUUCUACUUCGCCUUCGCGACGGCACAUACCAUCUCAUACGCUUUGGGGAGCAGAGCGUGGCUUCAGUCGUGGCCGGCAUGGAUGAAGUGGCUGCAUGGCGUCUUCUACGCCACUGUGACCGUCUUCCCCUUCAUCGUGACAGCGGUUUACUGGGCCGUCUUGUCAGAGGAAGCCUUCGUCUCGCAGUUCAGCACAUGGUCCAACAUUUCUCAGCACGCCAUGAACUCCGGCUUGGCCUUCCUCGAGGUCAUAUUGCCGCGAUCAACUCCACAUCCAUGGAUCAAUCUCCCUGCUCUGAUCUUACUCUUAGCAUGCUAUCUCGGUUUGGCAUAUCUUACUCACGAUACGGAAGGCAUAUAUGUCUACGACUUUCUCAAUCCAGCAAAUGGUGCCGGAUCAGUGACUGGAUACUGCUUCGCAAUCUUAGCUGCAUGUAUUGUAGUCUUCGUGGUUGUGCGCUACAUACAAGUGCUUCGGAGCUGGAUAUGCAACAGGUCCAGUGGGCACCAGCCUAGUCGACGCCAGCCAGCAUCGCUUACGAAAGAUGGUGCGGAUGUUGAGAUGGGUCAAGUACAGACAAAGUCUGUAAACUUCUGA